Molecule: messenger RNA, 2084 nt
Organism: Ceratosolen solmsi marchali
Lineage: Eukaryota; Metazoa; Arthropoda; Insecta; Hymenoptera; Agaonidae
Gene: wls
Product: Wnt ligand secretion mediator
Exons: 12
Coding region: 149-1777 (542 amino acids)
Biological process (GO): intracellular protein transport; Wnt signaling pathway; Wnt protein secretion
Cellular component (GO): endomembrane system; organelle membrane
Molecular function (GO): Wnt-protein binding
Source: RefSeq, a predicted model, not a curated record
ACUGACAUUUAUGAGGAAGUUGUUGUCUUCUGGCCAGUGCGCGAGACUUUAGUAAUUUUUCCAAAUAUUACAAGUACGUGGACGAUUGGUGAGUGCAAGAGGGAAUAAAAUCGAAGAGGACUCCGGUUUCGCACCGGCACUAGUCAUAAUGCAAGGCACGAUUAUAGAGAAUCUCAGCGGUAAGAAGCUUGCCGUGCUCGUGUUGCUCCUUGUACUUGGACAGAUUGUAUCCUUCCUCGUUGGAGGUCUCGUAGCUCCACCACCGUCAAAUAGUCAAAACAUAUUGGGAACUGCUUGCUUAGAUCAGCGUAAUGCUAAUGGUACUCCGCCAGGAAUAGAUAAAUGGAUGUAUUCCAGACCAUCUGGAAAGUGUGAUAUAAUUGACACUCAUGAGAUUACAGAAAGGAUUUUACCAAUUGUUUAUUCGUUUCAAAUGCCCACACCUCGUAAUAAGCAAAUAUUAGAUUAUUCUCGAUGGCAACAUAGCUUAAUUGGCGUUUUACAAGUCGAUAUUAUGUAUCACAGUCAUAUAAUUGUCCCUCCUACAACAAAAUUGACAUUAGAUGCUCGAUUGGCGUAUAGAAAUAAAGAUGAUCCUGAAAAUGCAUGGAAACAUUAUGCUUCUUCUGUAGUCGAAAGAAAUUUAGAUUGUACCAUUGAUAAACUUCAUGAAGAAUAUAACUACAACUGCAGUAUAUUAUCACUUUUCGAAUUAGGAUCUUUAUUCCAUGAUUAUUAUUUGCUUAAUAUUCGUUUACCUAACGAUCCUCUAAAAAAUGUCAACCAAGAUCUAGGCCACGUUACUGAUUUAUGGCUUACUGUGAUAAAUCAAAAUGGUGGGUUUACAAAAGUUUGGGUUAGCUUAAAAACUAUUUAUUUCCCAAUCACACUUCUUAUCCUUUGCUGGUAUUGGAGAAGAAUUCAUAUGCUUUCUAGAUCACCAGCAUUACUCGAAUAUAUGUUGCUUGGUUUGGGCUGUGCGUUAAGUCUUUUAAACUUGCCAUUGGAGUAUUUUACAUUGGUAUUUGAUAUGCCAUUUAUGCUUUUGCUUGAGGAUGUUAGACAAGGAAUAUUUUAUGCUUUACUUUUAUCUUUUUGGCUUAUUUUCGCUGGUGAACAUUUAAUGGUUCAGGAUGGUGAUCACAAAAAUUCUUUAAAGGGUUAUUGGCGUCAUCUUUCAGCUGUUGGAGUUGGCUGCUUAUCAUUGCUCUUCUUUGAUGUAUGCGAACGCGGUGUCCAGCUUCGAAAUCCAUUCUAUUCAAUUUGGGUUACAAGUGUUGGAGCUAAAAUGGCUUUAUCCUUUAUAAUUUUAGCUGGAAUAUCAGCUGGAAUUUAUCUUCUCUUUUUAUCAUAUAUGAUUUGGAAAGUUUUUAUAAACAUAAGUGCUAAGAGGGCUGUAUUACCAAGUAUGAGUUCUGCUCGACGUCUUCAUUACGAAGGUGUAAUUUACCGUUUUAAAUUUUUGAUGAUCGCAACGUUGUUGUGUGCCUCAUUAACUGUCAUUGGUUUUAUUCUGGGACAGGUUGCUGAAGGCCAAUGGAAAUGGGAUCAAGAUAUAGAAUUAGAAAUGACAUCGGCUUUCUUCACAGGAGUUUAUGGCAUGUGGAAUAUUUAUAUUAUAGCUCUAUUAUGUUUAUAUGCACCAUCUCAUAAACAAUGGCCAGUUGAACCAUCAGAAAAUAGCGUGAGUGAGGAAAUCGAAUUUUCCAGACUGCCAACCGAACCCAAUGAAAUGCUAUCCUUAACGGCGUUCUCGCGAAAAACUGCAAUCGAUUAAAUAUAAUGAUGAUUUCAAGGACAAGCAUCUUUCAUUAGAUUUAUAACAUUUGCAAUAAAUAUCAAUUACACCCCUAUUGACGUGACGUACCAUCACACAGCAUUCGAGAGGCUUUGUCGCCUUUUUCUUGUCGAAUGCACAUAUAUUCAUACAUCUAGUAUUAAUAACAGCGGUAUUUGUUGUAAUAAUAAGAGUAGACUGUGUUACAGAAUCAAAUAUGGAAUGGUUGUAAAGUAAUCAAUGUACUUUAAGACCUUUGUAACUUUUAACGAGAAUAAUUUGGAAUAAUUUAUAAAAUAAUUUAAAA